CCGGAGACGAGAAAUCUCUAAUUUUCUUGGUCUAUUUUGCAAAUUUGCACAUAUGGCACACAAAUUUCAGGAAACAACUUUGUUUUACCACAGGGGAUGGAUACCCGUUGUUCCUUGUAUGUACCAGAAGUUAGGUUUUCUACCACAUCAGCGCCAUCAGAGCGGCACUGGUUGCAAUCAUCGAAGAAACGGCGAAGCCAUUCGCUGCUGACUUGGGGGUGGCGGGGGUCGCCUCGGUCGAGUUUUGAACAAUUUGGCCGGCUGUCGCGUCGGCGAACGAGCACGUUUGGAACCCACCGUUCGACAAGUGGUAGCACGACGAGUUGAAGUCGCUUGGUUUGAUGUUGGAGUUGCCAAAGAGGUACUCGACACCGAUGACAGCUGCGAUGUCCGAGCCCUUGACGCACUUCUUGUCCUCAAACAAAUCGAGGGCGCGAAUCGGGCCGAACGUGACGUUCGGGAGAGCGGGGAACUUGCGCACCCACGAGAGGAGGGCAUCGGCCGACUUAGCACAUGAGCCUGGCACGAUGGGUUUGACGAACAAGGUCGACACGGAGGCGCCGGUCGUGGACGUAAAAGGGUUGCCAUUCACAGCUGCACAACCUUGGUCGUUGGGGAUUUGAAGGGCAGUGUCAACACGCCCAAUCAACUCGGCAGUCGAUUCCUUGGAUGCUUCCGAAAUGCCUUGCGUGAAGCUCUUCACCCAUGAGUAGCCGCAAGUUUGGUUUGCCGUGCCAUUGAAACCAGGGGUUUGAAUCGUGCACACAACAUCCGACACCUUUUCGACGAAGCUGGUCACAAGCAUGUCAGGGGCUUCACCAGUAAAGGCCUUGAUAUCGGCCACCAUCGCAGUGCAGCAAGGGUUGGUGUUGAUCUGCUUGAACACAGCCGGCACGAUCCCGGCUUUCAAGCACGCCAUCGACUUGGUCAACGGUGUGCACACCUUUUGCACGUCUGAGUCGGGAAAGUUGAAAAUGUACGAUUUGUAUGACGACCAGUGGUUGUCGUCGUCGUCGUUGGUUUCGUUCUUGCCAGCGUUGGUGCUGUUCUUUGAUUUUCCAUCACCCAAGAGCGGCAACAGAUAUGGGGCCGCAACCAAGCACGUAGGCUCGACCACCAUCGCAGACAUCACGUCCGAGACCAAAGUGUUGGCAUUCACCGACCCGAUGCAACCCAACCAAGACUUUGGGAGCAUCGACAGGAAUUCCAGCGGAACGACAGAGCUGAUCGCUUUGAACGUAGGGUUCGUCUGGUCGACCACUGUCGAGCAGGCUUUGGUACUGGAGUUCGUCUGGGCAUUCGUGACCGCCAACGCAGUCAUCGCGAGCGAGAACAUGGUCUUCAUCGUGGCAACGAGAUCGGAAAUCGAGGAAUGAUUUUGUCCUGGCGAUUUCUGCCUAAAAAAUCGGAUUGAGCUA
Messenger RNA from Aphanomyces invadans, 1418 nucleotides. RefSeq lists its product as hypothetical. NCBI's taxonomy places the organism in Eukaryota, Oomycota, Saprolegniomycetes, Saprolegniales, Verrucalvaceae. The transcript has a single exon. The coding region runs from base 804 to 1376 and encodes 190 amino acids. The record is from RefSeq and is a predicted model, not a curated record.